Messenger RNA from Marchantia polymorpha subsp. ruderalis, 4902 nucleotides. The record is from the annotation of a GenBank genome assembly. Lineage: Eukaryota; Viridiplantae; Streptophyta; Marchantiopsida; Marchantiales; Marchantiaceae.
AAGGUCUACGAUUUAGCUUGGAACCAGAAUCCUGGUCUUCUGUGCUAAUUUUGAUUCCCAUCGCUUGUCGCUUGAUCGCAGAUCUUGGAAUGAUAUUUGUGUUCGCUACUUGUGCACAGUGCAAAAAGUCUCAUGCCUAGCAUCCACAUGAGUUGUGACACUACUACGACGGGAAGAUAGUUUUCUUCGGGAGAGCCGGGUUUUCGAAUCGAGGAGAGUGGAGGAGAGAAAAGGAGAGAAUGGAACUAGUUUUCUUCGGGAGAGCCGGGUUUUCGAAUCGAGGAGAGUGGAGGAGAGAAAAUGAGAGAAUGGAAGGUGCAGGUGAGUCCAUCGUUAGUCACGCUGCUGAGCUUGCGAUACGGGAAAUGGACUCCGCACACGAGGAGAGGCUUCCCUCCGCCAUCCAGGACCUUGUACGGCGUCUGGAAGGACAAGGCGAGCCUAUAACGCGGCUUCCCGAUUUAAGCUCGCCAGAAUUUCGGGAGUUCUUUCGUGCAUCACUCUCGACAAUCAUAGGGUGGCGAAGCCAAGUGCGUUUUCGAGUGCUGGAGGCAAUUGGCAGAUGCAACACCCUUGAGUAUCUGAAAGUGCGUGAUAUUUGUGAGGGAGAUCUAUCGAGGUUGACGGCAAGCGAGUGGGAGUGGAUUUUGAGAGGAUUCAUUUCUAGCACUGUUCUACGACGGAUAGAUUUUUUCGGUUUGACCUGGAAUUCAGAUGCGGAAGUGGAGUACUGGUGUUUACAGCUGGGGAGAAUUCUGAAUUCCUCUAGCCUAGCAGAAUUGAAUAUAGGGAACCCCCCAUAUACAAUGUACAAUAACCGUCCGAAAUUGAGUCCCAGAUUGAGUGCCAGAUGUUUCUUUAAUCUCGCCUCAGGACUGCGAGGACAUUCCGAUUCUAAACUUAAGUCUUUACACUUACAUGGCGCGUGGGAGGACGAGAGUGCGGUGAAGCAUGUGGCUGACAUGAUCAGCAGUGCUCCUCUGUUAGAAACGUUGCGUUUAGGCGGCUAUUUGAACCACAUUGAAGACUUGACCGUUGGAAUCCUGUCCCAGGCUUUGAUCAAGAGCUCGUCCCUGAAAGAAUUGGAGUUAGGUGAGGUAGUAUGGGGAGAGGCCUUGUUGCUGAAAGCUUUGGCCGGAGAUGAUCGCAACCGAUCCAUUGAGCGUCUUCGGCUGUGGGGUUUGUAUACACUCAUUGUGGGAACUUCUUGUUUGAGGGAACUUCUUAUUUCCAACCCAUCAUUGAAGGAAGUGGAGUUGAAGCCUGAGCUUUGUCACCAGCUCGUCGAAGUCAUACGUGACGAUGCUAUAGCGACAACUAUACUUGUUAAGUUUCACUUCAAACGUGAUGACUCGAAGUCAAUACAAGGUGAUGACUGGAAGUCAAUAGAAGGUAUGGCUUGCUCUGCUAGCUCCGAUGUCAGGGACCCCACAGUGGAGCUUGAACUCUUUACUUUAGGGGAAGAUCAUGUGAUGUUAUCAUUAAACCUAUUAGGUAGGGUACUGCGCGGGGAAGUAAAAUCUCUAAAAUCACUGAGUAUAUUUGAAGGUGAUAAGAAAAUUAUCACGUUCAGUAUCCUCCCGAUGAAUGGGAAAACUGGAGAAACUUCAGUCCUGAAGAGACUGGAAUUAUCUGUUGGAAGCGAAGAUCUUUCGAAGGGAGUAUGGGAGGACCUGCUUUGGUGUAUGCGAGGGAACCACCUCACUCACUUAGAUUUGUCUAACUCCGAACUCGAUGAGGAGGCGUUCAGGGACCUGAUGGGGGUCCUACAAGUGAACUUGGCUCUCCAAGAAAUUGACGUCUCACGAACAUCAUGGGCAACAGACGGAAGGGCGGCACAGAUUCAAGAGGCCCUGAAGCAGAACAAGGAGCGGGCCAGCUACAUGUCCGUGUUCCGGGAAGCCAACUUAACAUUCGGAGAUGCAAAAGCUGGCCGACUCUUCUUAUGCGGCUCUCCUCGAGCAGGAAAAACUCAACUGCGUAAAACCUUGAUGAGGAUAAAUCAUAGCUGGCUACGCAGAAGCAGUCCAUUCAUGAAAUGGGAGGCAUUGUGGAGGACCAAAGGGAUUGAAGUGGAGUAUUUGUCAAACAAUGACAAAAUGCAAAUCUCAGUUUGGGAUCUUGCAGGACAAUGGAUUUUCCGUACCCUUCAAACCGUACUCUUCCCUCAAACCAACAAUUUCUGUGUUUUUGUUUUUGUGUAUAGCCCUUUCUGUGAAGAAACAUCUUCAAUCAAACCAGAAUCUUGUUUCAAAACUGAGUUGGAGGAGUGGUUGAGUUUUAUAACAUCUAGCACUAAGGUCACAGGACGUGAUCUUCCCCAAGUUAUUGUUGUGAUUUCUCACAAGGAUAAACCCAUACCUAGCUCUUUGAGUUGGGCUCAUCCCAUAGUGGAAGAAUUGACUAAAAGAUUCGCAAAAUUUGUGGAUCUUCGUCCUAUUCAAGAGUGUUUUCAUGUGGAUGCUCGGAAGAAGAAGCAAGUUAGUUCUCUUAACAGACACAUUUUUGAGAAUUUCCACAAGGUGUUGAGAGAGAAAUCCCCACAAGUUCCCGAAUUGUGUUUACAACUCACCUCUCUCUUGGCUACAAACACCAAGAAGAACAAAAGUUUUCCUUUGUGGCCAUCCAAAAAGUUUUAUGAUUUUUGUGUUUCCGAUUUGAAAAAGUUCAUUCCAUCAUCUUCUGCUCACUCUGUUGAACAUUCAAGGAUAAUGCAAUCUAUCAUAUCCUAUUUGAAUGAUGUUGGAUCCAUCAUUUACAUCCCCAACCUUGAUUACAUCAUUGUCGAUCCCAACUGGCUCACUAAUACCUUCUUAGGUGAGCUCAUAGCUCUGGGUCAAAACUUUCAAGCUCAAGAGCCAGAAUCUUCUUAUAGUAUGAGCUCAUACGCAAGCAAGGACGGAUUUGUGAGCGAGAUUGUCUUUGCUGGACUGAUAGAGAAGUUUCUGAAAAAGCAACCACGCUUUCAAAAUGUGGAUAGAAAGGUGCUUGAAAACAUCCUCAUCAAUUUAGAUUUGUGUUUCAAGCUGGAAGAUAAUUCCAAGUAUUUCAUUCCUUCCUUCAUCCCUGAGCAUGCAAGCAGGGAGGAACAAAAUGAUCAAGAAGGGGCCCAAGCGAAGAAGUGGAAAAAUAGCAGUGAGACUUCAAAGUUUGUCGGCAUUCGGAUUCAAUGCCAAGAUGAAACAACAAUGUCACUGACUGCUGCUUUUUUUCCACGCUUCCAGAUGUUCAUGAGACGCAAGUUGAUAUCCAAGAUGGGUGUUUCCGAGGAGAAUGUCACUUGUUCUCGACAUUAUCUGCAACUUUUCCAUGACGGGCAUCGGAUAUAUAUCGAGCACGUUCAGGGUGAAAAGUCUCACAAAUUCGUAGAUGUUCUGAUGUUAUGCUCUAGUCAGAAGUCAAAGGAGGUGGCUAUUACAUACGUGAGGAAGCAUAUCGUCCAGGAGUUGAUAUCAUUUUGCGCAUCACCGAAAGGCUGUCCGGGGGUGGCGUUAGUGCUUGGUGUGAUUCAAAAUUUUUGCGUGGAGAUGCUGAUUCCAAGUCAUCUUAGAGGAUCCAUUUUGAUCGAGCAGCUGAAAUCGGACUUCCUUCGUAGCAUCAAUGAGAAACUUGAGGAAAUUCCGUUGGAAAGGUCGCACUUGAUAAAGAAGGAAGAUUUGCUUGACUAUGAGCAUUGUUGGCCUGAGAUUGGAAGGUACACCAGCGAGAGAUCCGAACGAGCAAGAGAUCUGUUGUUCGAGAGCGAUCUGGAAGUAGUUGUGAAUGAGAUUCGCCAGAAUCGAGAUCAACAAUUGAAGUCAUUGCACGAAGGUAUAAUUAGCGUGGAGGAUGAUUUGGCUCAAUGUUAUCCUGAAGGUGAAACCAUGGUUAGCGGCUCCAAUGUCCUCCAAAUGAAAGACCUCAAACCACCUAGAUCCAACUUCUUGAGUCGAUCCAUCACAAGUGUGGAAAAUCGUUCAACCCAACUUCUUUUGUCUAAGAUCGGCCAGCUAGAAGAAAAGGUCGAUGGUUUGAAUAGAAAGGUUGAUGAUUUGGAUGAGAGGUUGAGAGAAGUGCAGAGCAUCAUGCGAAGAGUGGACAUGAAAGUAGAACACAUACUCUCUGUGCAACAAGAACUGCAGUCAAAGUUGAGUAUCUUCAUGUCUAAGGUGGACAUGAUCAUUGGCUAUUCGGAAGCUUUUCAGCAGGGGAAUACACCCAAACGACCUUAUGUUACGGACGAUGUGGGACUUUUUUGUAGGUUGAGUGCACGUCUGCAUGUCGGGAAAAUUGUUCGAUUACACUUGAUGUGUGAGUCAGUGACUGGUUUUCACACUGUAGAAGAUCAAGAAGGGUUGAAGAUACGAUUGGAUUCGGAGAAGUGGGGGUGGAUUCGGAAAACUAUUGAAAUUUCAUACAAAGUCAUAUAUUAUGCUGCAAAGGCUGCACUGACUAAGUUCUGCGAGUUGGGCGAUGCGAUUCCGGCCUGGGAAGAUUUGGAAUCGGAUAUUGUUAAACUAGAUGCUAUUAGCAGUGAAGAUCGCAAUGCAGUUCUAACAGGUGGGUAUAGCCAGGAGCUGCAAGAAGCAUGGUCGAGGAUUCAACAAAUUCUUGAGCCUGAGCUUCAAAGUCGCUAUUCCAAAAUCUUCAAGUUGUAUCUGGUGAAGUUAGAAAAAGGUGGGCAUGCAUGGGUGUGCGAGAGGUGCAUGAAGAAAGGCCGUGAUUGUGGAAUUUUGACAUGUUAGGAUUUAGAAGAGGUUAGAAUGCCACUAUGCAAUUGACAAGCAUAUGUUUAGAUACUCAUGCAAUAUACAACUCUGCAAAUUCUUCCUUGUAGUUUUCACAAGGAAGAAGUCUUCUAUAAUUUUUGCCAUCAUGUCAAUUGCACAGUUAUGUUUCUGAAGAAAACUAAACUAUGAAGAU